Molecule: messenger RNA, 3122 nt
Organism: Panonychus citri (citrus red mite)
Lineage: Eukaryota; Metazoa; Arthropoda; Arachnida; Trombidiformes; Tetranychidae
Product: ABC transporter F family member 4-like
Exons: 7
Coding region: 367-2157 (596 amino acids)
Biological process (GO): double-strand break repair
Cellular component (GO): site of double-strand break; nucleus
Molecular function (GO): 3'-5' exonuclease activity; protein binding; DNA-(apurinic or apyrimidinic site) endonuclease activity
Source: RefSeq, a predicted model, not a curated record
CUGUUUGAGAAAAAGAAACAAUUAAACUGAAGUGAUUUUAAUUGUUACAAUGAGAAGAUCUUAACUAUGUAUUACUUUAAAAUUCUACUUUGAAUUGUGAUUUCUUCUAUUCUCCUGUUGUUUGGAAAAGAAAAUUGUCUAAUUCCAGCUUAGAAUUUGAUUCUCCAAUACCGACUGGCUUUUCCUUCGGCUUUCACUUUGCUUUUAUUCUCAUUACUUUUUCUCCUCAUCAUUAGAGUUUUUUUCUUGUGUUAAUAGUUAAUUUUUAUUUUGAUUUUCUUUUUUGUAAUUAUAAUUGAUAUUAUUGAUUGGUUUUUACAUCAAAUUCUUUAUUCUUUCAAUUUCACCUGUUAUUCAGUUGUAAUCAUGGUGAAGCUCAUGUUAAAACCCUUAGAUGAUGCCUCCAAAUCGGUUGAGAUACCUAAAGGAAAGACAACCCUUGGUAGAGGACCUUUGCUAAAUUGUGCUGACAAGAAAGUGUCACGAAAUCAUGCUAUUUUGGAAUUCAAAGAAUCGGGAGAACUACUAUUAACCUCUACUCAUGUUAAUCCUUGCUACUUCACUACUGAAUCUGAUGGGCAAUCGAAAGUUUUAAAACAAAACAAGACACAAAAAUUGUCCAACGGUGAUACAUUUAGCCUUCUCCCUAAUGGCUAUAAAUUUCAAGUAGAACUUGGUGACUCUGAAAGUUCCGAUGCACAACCUAAAAAUAAUGAUCACAAAAAUGAUAAAGAGUCGGAAUCUUGUAAUGGUGACAGUGUUAAAAGUGCAGAUCCAAAAACAGCAAACAAUGAUGUCGACACUUCCGAGGUCAAAGUUGACGAUGAGGAUACUAAAGAUACAGAUAUUAAAAAAUCUGAUGAAAAAGUUACUGGUGAUAAGCCAAAAGGUGGUCGUCCAAAAGUUGAUAAUGACAGCGAGGAAGAAGAUGAAAAUGAUAAAGAGGAUGAUGAAGAAGACGAUGACAUAGAGGAAGAACCUAAAGAGAAGAAGACAAGCAAGCCGGCUAAGAAAGAGAAGGAUACUAAAGCAAAAGACACUAAAGUUGCAAAGAAAAAAGCCAAAGAUGACAGUGAAGAGUCCAAAUCAGAGGAUGAGGGAGACGAGGAAGAUGAAGAAGAGGAAGACGAAGAGGACGAAGAAAGCGAGAGAGAAACAAAAAGAGGUCGAGGUAGAGGUGCUGCUCCUAAAGGAAGGCCUCCCAGAAAAGCUGCCCAGGCUCAAAAAUCAUCUAAAACUGUAUCACUUGACGAUUACAUUGUCAGUGAUGACGAUUUCAUGGAUGAUGGUAGUGAAGAAGAAGCUAAACCUAAAAAGAGAGGCAAGAGAAAGAGUGAUGAUUCUGGAAGUGAUUGGGAAAUAGAGCAUAAAGGUGGCAGUGGGGGUGGAGGUGGUGGUCGAGGUUCAAAGCGUAGAUAUGACUCUGAAAGUGAGUCCGGUAGUGAUUGGGAAAAUGAGAAACGUUUUGAUGUUAAAAGAAAAAGAAGGACUCCGGCUAAACAUUCCGCAAAACCAACUCGUCGAUCAAACAGGGUAAAGCCAACUAAAAGGGGUAGAAGAGCUCGUGACGAAGAUUCCGAAGAGGAAGAGGAGGAAGAUGACAAUUUUGAUGAUGAGGAGGUUGACAAAGAUAAAAGAUCACCAUGUAAACAAGGAAAAGGCUGUGGUCGCAGGAAUCCAUCUCAUCUCAAAGAGUUUUCUCACCCUGGAGAUGAUGAUUUUGGAUCAGAUGACGAUGAUUCAAGAGAUGAAAAAGUAGAAAAAUCUCAAAAACAAGAUAAACCUCAACCUAAAUCUCAACCCAAAAAACCCAAGAAAGUUGAAGUUGAUGAUGAAGAUGAAGAAGACGACGAUGACGAGGAAGAUGAAGAACCAGAAAGGAAAAAGCCAAGCCCACCAUCUAAACGAGGUAGACCAGCCGCUAAAGGGCCCGCUGGCAGGCCUAAAAGAGAAGCUACUAAAAAAAGUAAAAAAACCUACGACAGCGACGAUAUCGAUGAAGAUUUCUCAGAGGAAGAAGUAAUGCCCAAAGCCAAGAAAAGAGGAGCAGCUCGUCGAGCAAAAAGUGAAUCAGAAAGCGAUUUCGAAGAAGAUGAUGACCUUGAAGAAUUAAAACGUGAAGCUAAAGGCUUCAUGCGUAAAAAGGCCAAAGCGUAAUCCACAUUCCGCUUUCUGUUUAACAUCUAAAAACAAAAUUCACAAAUGCGCUUAAAACACCCUCAUUGUGGAUUAACUUUUCUAAGGCUUAAUUUCAUGUUCAAUCUUCUCUCCAUUUACACCUCAUCGCUCCUUAAGAUCAGCUGAAAUAUUCCCACUUUUCACAGGAUUAACUGUUCUGGCCGCGAUACCCUCACUUCAUCCCUUAUCCAUUACCGAUCACAUUCACUGACCUUUAUUUGGUUAUAAACAUUUCAAUUACUUCAUAAAACUUUUCGCAGCCAUAUCCAAUUUUUUUUCUUCUUCUUCGUCUCCAUGAGAAAACAGUAACCACACACAAUCUUUAUAUCAUGCAUACACCAAAAGAGAGAAAGUAAACUCUUUUCUAAACAAAAUGAAAGUGAUGUUGUGUAGCAUCAAUGAAAAUAUCUUCUUCUUUUUCAUGAUCAAUCUCGUCAUUACUUUUAAUUUUAUCGAUAUCAUGACAGAAAAAAAGAGAAGUAAACAAUUGUCAAAAGUUAUGCAUUUUAGAAUUGGUAUCAUCAUCACCAUCGUCAUCAUCAUCUUCAUCGUCAUCGUCAUCGUCAUCGUCCUCCUCUCAAACACUUCUAAAAAGCAUUUCUACACUUAAAUAAUUUUCUUUUCUGUUUCCAAAAUUCUCUCUCCUCUCUAAUUGUGAAUGUUCUUGGUCACCAAUGAUCCGUCAAUCAUCUGGGCAAUUGAUUAUUCCCCUUUAAUCCAACCAUUAUCAUGAAUAAUCCUUUUAUAUCCAAUUAAUCAUCUCUCUCUCUCCCCCAAAUCAUAUCUUUAAAUCCAUGUAAUCUCCUUCUUUUAUAAUCAUUGGGAGACUUCUGUUCCUUCCAAGAAGCAGCCUAAUAUCCAGAUGAAUUCCCUUUGAAGUAACAAUCUGUAAGAAGUAAAAUAUUGACAGAAAGAAAAACCAAAAUUAGUUAAUCAUUAACUAA